UACCCGUUGAGAUGUUCAGUGCCUGUUGAGAUGUUCGAGUCGGUUAAAACCCAUGAAGCAGGUGUAAUUGUCAAAGAGACAGGGGUGAGACUUGACAUGUUUAAACGUGAACGCGUUACGUUUCGUUUAUUGGAGUUCGUAGAGGCCACACAUCGUCUUAAUGCUUAUAUAAAAAAUGAAUGUU
Messenger RNA from Racocetra persica, 184 nucleotides. NCBI's taxonomy places the organism in Eukaryota, Fungi, Glomeromycota, Glomeromycetes, Diversisporales, Gigasporaceae. The record is from the annotation of a GenBank genome assembly.